Messenger RNA from Chara braunii, 2343 nucleotides. The record is from the annotation of a GenBank genome assembly. Lineage: Eukaryota; Viridiplantae; Streptophyta; Charophyceae; Charales; Characeae.
GGGAAUCUGCACAAGGAACUUCUGAGCAGAGUCAACAAAAGCAUAAGGGCAUGGAGGGUGGCGACGACCUUGAAGCACUCCGGAGCCAAGGAGCUACUCCAGCAGGACAGAUUCAUAAACUCUGGGGCAAGGUAGCUGAGGAGAGCCCGCAAGCAGCAACCCUCAUAGGAUUGGGACUGGAAGACCUGCGCUCGGCGAAACUCCUAUUUAACCAUCCCUUCGACCUGCGAAGCCAGGACAGAAUCACGCAGGACGCUAAGCGGGAGAUGGAAGAGAUCUGGGAUGUGAGUAUGGAAGAACCACAACGUGGGUUGAUUGGAAAGAAGCGAGGUAGACUCCGGAAGAAGGUGCGAGCAGCAUCGGACGCUGAAACUGGUAAGGAAACAAGUGCUUCGGAAGCCGAGGCGGCCAAGUGUCCCAAAGCGAUAAUGGACAAGCCCCUCUUACCUACUCCACCGGGCGAGGGGGAGCCGGAACCAGGCACAGCGUGGGCAAACCCUUUAGUCUUAAGUAGCUCGGCUUCUCUCUCUCUUCCUCCGACCCCGCCCCCUCCAAGACCUCUGGGCGAAUUAAAUGCGGCGGAUCAAAUCCAGGUGGACGACAUGGAAAUAAUGGAGUACCAGAGGCUGGAGGAAGAGCAAGAGAAUUCGGGCCCGAUCCAACGAGAAGAGGAGAAAAGAGCCUUUGAUGACAUCCAUGUACAUAGAAUGCUGUUGUUGGACGGGAAAUUCGAUGAACUUCGAGAUCAGGGACGUCUGCGAGUCGUCCCCAUGGUCCUUCGCUUAACAGAGAUAAGACUGCAAAUUCUGCUUAGCCAAGGACAAGUGACGGACAGCCCGCCGAAGAUUCCAUUCAUUAAGUUUGUAGGGCACCCCUCGAUGCAGAAAGCGAUAGUGACAGCGGAGAGAUGGUUGGGUGGGACCUAUGAAGUGCUCCCAAUGAAAGGAGUCUCGACGAUUUGCCCGCAUUUGAAAUCGGAUUCCGGGGAAAGCCUGGGAGCAUACUGCUUCAUGCUCAGGGCGGAGCCCCGGGCGCAGCAGACAGCACUACAGUGGCUUACGGACCGCACCGCCGCCUUGGCCAGACUGCUAAAAACUGAGGUGCUAUCUUCAAAGCGUGCACGAAGAGCAACUGUUGAAGUUUUUAUUCAACGCGCGAAUGACUUGGGGGACGGUCCAGGGUCGGAGGAAGAAGAGGAAGAAUGGUGGAUGGAGUGGGCAGCCCUAAAGGCAGAGUGGGACGAUUGGCAGAUCCAAGACGCGGAAGUACCGGGACUUCGAAACAAGGCUCGAUGGAUGAUAGCGGCUGAACGCAUGACUAAGACUUUCUUCAAACGACUCCGCCCGAGGCGACCGGCUUCAGUUAUGCUCGUGUUAGACCCGGCAUUUGAUGACCAGCAGCCGCCAGCGGACACAAACCCGGCGAUCCUGGAGUACGCUCACAAGUACUACUCGUACCUGUUGACUCAAGAACAAGAAGACUCGCAGGAGGACAGAGCGGAGGCCUUGGAAAGAGAUGUGUGGGCAAAAAUAACUGCACAGCUGGACCAGGAGCAGUCACAAAUACUGGAACAACCUAUUACCCAAGAUGAAAUCUUCGAAGCGCUGGCAGACAUGCCAGGCGGCAAAGCCCCUGGGCCGGAUGGGAUGCCCCUCGAACACAUCAAGGCAUGUAAGAAUAUGCUGGCCCCGCACUUGGUCGAAGCGUUCAACUCGAUCUGGGACAAUGCCCACCAGCUAGCGCAAGACUUCGCACUGGCCACUGUCAUCUUAGUAUUCAAGAAGGGCUCGGCUGCGGGCAUUCGGAACUAGAGGCCUAUUUCGCUUUUGUCAGCCCCAUACAAGCUCCUCGCGAAGAUCUAAGCCAACCGACUAGCUGUACUCCUGCCGAAGAUGUGGCAUGCAUCGCAACAAAGCCCGCAAGGAACGUGAGYUGGGUUUAGACCGUCGUGAGACAGGUUAGUUUUACCCUACUGAUGUACCGCCGUCGCAAUGGUAAUCCAACCCAGUACGAGAGGAACCGUUGGUUCGCACAAUUGGCAAUUGUGCUUGGCUGAAAAGCCAGCGGUGCAAAGCUACCGUGCGUGGGAUUAUGACUGAACGCCUCUAAGUCAGAAUCUGUGCUUGCAGCGGCGGCAUAUGCCUCCUCGGAUGACACAAGCCUGUCGAUAGGGCCAGCCCGUCUGGCCCCGAAAGCAUACGUUCGGAGUUGUCCCUCCUGCGGCGGAGCACCGACGCCCUGGGGGUCUCUUCAUCGCAAUUUCUUUCGCUCGGGGAGUCAAACCCUUUGCAGACGACUUAGAUAGGGAACGGGGUGUUGUAAGCAGUAGAGUGGCCUUGUCGU